AUGGUGGUGCGUGUGGCUCUUCCUCCAAGCCGGCGGUGCGUGUGGCUCUUCCUCCAAGCCAGCGGUGCGCGCGCGGCCCUCUAUCUAUGGGCGGUGGCGCGCGGGCCUCGCCCACUCCCUGCAGCGGUGCGUGGGCCCUGCCGCCCUUCCGACGCCGUUACCCGCCUUGCCGCACCUCGAUCCGGGAGGCAGGAUGCCGAGUUAGCUGAGAAGCAACGCAAUCCGGCUGUGGGACAGCAGCAUGUUCAUCAGGUUUCGACGGAGCAACCGGCGACCUCGUGGAUCCACAACUGCGGCCGGAGCAGGCGCCGUCUCGUGUCAUACGAGCAACCUAGCAACCAGGUGCCCUGCAACCAUGCUGUCAACAACUGUCCUAGGGCGUUCCGGGUGCUAUGGAGGGCAGAGUCGCUUGCGGAGGCGGGGAGCUCGGAUUGGGAAUGCAGGCUGCCGUCCACGGGAGAUCGGGUGCACAAUCUAAAAAGAUCCAAAUUGGCCCCUUUAUUGCACAGUCAGGACUUGCAUUUGUAUAUAUUCCCGUUCUAA
Miscanthus lutarioriparius is the source of this 543-nucleotide messenger RNA. NCBI's taxonomy places the organism in Eukaryota, Viridiplantae, Streptophyta, Magnoliopsida, Poales, Poaceae. The record is from the annotation of a GenBank genome assembly.